AUGGAGAUGGAAGGUGAUAUUCGCACUUGCACUGAUCACUCACAUUCCAACCUGUCACUGCCUCGACCGGGAGGAUAUCAGACCACAGAAAAGCGCAGGUUAUUACUGAUUUAUAUCCAUGGCUUCAUGGGAUCAGAAGCUAGCUUUCAUGAACUUCCGUUACAUGUUCAUGAUCUAUUAACGGGCUCGCUGGCCGAGUCACACGUGGUGUACACCCGCAUGUAUCCCAGAUACAAGUCUCAAGGCGAGAUACAAACAGCAGUGGACCAAUUCAGCGCUUGGCUAUCACCACAUGAGGCAGAUGACCUGGAUGUCAUCUUGCUAGGACAUAGUCUCGGUGGAAUCCUAGCUGCAGACGUUGCUCGCUUACAACAAGGUGGGCAAUCAAAGCAUCGAAUUUUGGGCAUAGUGGGAUUUGAUGUCCCAUUUCUGGGCAUCCAUCCCCGCGUAAUACCAACAGGAACCAUGGGCUCAAUGCCCAGGAAAGACCCAGCAGCUGAAGAGAAGCUCGCGGGAGAACAAGAAUCCAUGGGCUUGGAGCCCGCCUUCAAAGCCACCCGUCCCAAUCCUAACUUCGACCCACCAUUUAUGAACGACGUGCGUCUGGUUGAUCGUGGCUUUCUCAAGGGUAUUAUGCAUUUUGUCAAUAAGAACACCGACAAUCUCUCACGAUCAAUCUUCGAUCGCAUCGUAUCACCCUUGAAAUUUGCUGGUUGUGUCAAUAAUUACUCGGAACUUCGUCAGCGGUACCGUCACUUGAUGGAGAUGGAAGCUGCUGAGUCCAGUCCCUGGAGGGUACGAUUUGUCAAUUUCUAUACUGCAAGCACCGGUCGCAAACCACAGAAAUCCAAGACGAAAGCCGAAAAGAAAGCCGAAAAGAAAGCCGAAAAGUCUGCAAAGAGCGCCGAAAAGUCCGCAACUAAGAUUGAAAUUGACGUGGAUAAAUAUGCAACGAAAGUCCAUUCCGAGGAACACUCAGAGAAGCCAAAUGAUUCCGAGGAACCCGAAGUAACAACCUCCAUGAGCGACAUGGCAAUAGAAAGAAAGCCCUUGAAGCCCGCCACUUCUAAUUCUUCGCUGGCAACCGAAAAGGUCAACAAUGACAAGGAUGCUCCGCUGGCGGAACAUACAAGUGCCGCAUCGUCUAUCUCAGCCUCAAUCGACCAAAUAGAGAGCCCGUCCCUCUCAGGGAGCGUUUCUCUCUCAACGGAGAGUGGCUCCAUCGCAGCCAUGGAGUCCUCAGACCCUUCUAAUCAGCACCUUCGCAAGUUCAUCCUCUUACCGUCACAUCAUUGGAAGUACAACGAUAACUCCCAUUGGGAGCCGAUAUUAAUGGAGGACAUGGACGAAGUCAUGGCACAUCAGUCUAUGUUCAUCCCGCACGGUGCAAACUACGACCACCUUGUUGGAGAUAGCGUUGGGCUAAUUGAACAAUGGAUUGAGAAUGAUCUUAGUCGACGAUUUCUCCAAGAAUAUCUUGACUAA
Penicillium vulpinum is the source of this 1485-nucleotide messenger RNA. RefSeq lists its product as uncharacterized. NCBI's taxonomy places the organism in Eukaryota, Fungi, Ascomycota, Eurotiomycetes, Eurotiales, Aspergillaceae. The transcript has 2 exons. The coding region runs from base 1 to 1485 and encodes 494 amino acids. The record is from RefSeq and is a predicted model, not a curated record.